UAAAAGGUUGUUGUUUGCUUUGGGAGACUAUUUCGUGUGGUGUUUCAAGUGUGGUGUCUAGAGAGAAUUCGAUCUCUUCCGACCGUUCAAGUGAGUUCCAGUGUGACAAUAUGAUCAGCAGGGCAGCGAUCCUGUUGGUAGGCUUUCUAGCCGCGACCAACGGACAAGUGCGCGAAGGAUGGUUCGAUAGCCGAGUCGAUCACUUCAACCCACGCAACCAGGAAACGUUCCCGAUGAGAUAUUAUGCGAACGAUGAGCACUCUUACCGUUGGGGACCAAUUUUUGUAGUCGUUGGUACUGACGCAGCUGUGGAUACUCGUUACAUAACGCAAGGUCUGUUCUACGAUAUUGCUUAUCUGGAAGGUGCCUAUCUGUUUACCAAUGAACAUCGCUAUUUCGGACAAAGUUUACCGGUUGCUGACGCAUCCUCUGAAAACAUGGACUUUUUGACCAUCGAUCAAACGUUGGCAGAUCUUGCUGCAUGGAUUCACUAUUUGAGGGAUACGGUUGUCGAUAAUCCUAGAGCCAAGAUCAUUCUGAUGGGAUACGGACACGGAGGUGCUUUGGCCGCUUAUUUCCGCCAACAGUAUCCACAUCUGUGUAACGGUGCCUGGAUAUCCAGUGGACCAGUGGAAGCAGACUUAGCCGUACCCGGAUUUAUGGAGUCACUAGGUGAUACCAUCUGGGCUGCCGGAAGCAGCGAAUGCUACAACACCAUUUUCAGUGGAUUCUUGGUAGCGCAAAAUCUUAUCGCCCUAGGACGUUCGGAUGAGUUGACCGAAUUAUUCCACUUGUGCGAACCCCUCAAUACGGACGAUCGCUGGGAUACAACCGCUUUCCUGUUGGGUCUGCAAACUGACAUCCAGCAAGAAAUGUUGCACCUUCGCAAUCUAGCGUCAACACGUGCGAUGUGCGAGCAAAUUGAAAACGAUACAAUCACCAACAGUUUGCACGCACUGAAUACGUGGUUCGCACGUGAACACCAAUUCGAACAGUGCAUCAAUCUCAACUUUGAAACGUAUAUGGCUCCGCUCCUGCAAACCGACUUCGAUUCAACUGACCUGCAGAAUGGCCUUCGUCAACGACUGUUCCUACAGUGUACGGCAACUGGAUUCUUCCCGACGACCAGAUCUUUCUACCAGCCAUUCGGUAACCAAAUCGAUACGGAGUUCUACGUUGAAGUGUGCAGCCGUGCGUUCGGCGAUUGGAUCACCGAAGAUCUGAUUCAGGCCCAGAUCAACAGAAUGAAUAUCCUGUACGGUGGCAAAACACCCAAACUGAGGAACGUUCACUACACCCACGGUACAAUCGAUCCCCAAAUGGCGGCUGGAAUUCUAGCGGAUCUCAACGAUGACGCUCCGGCAACCAUCAUUCCCGAUACCUUUUUCGCACCCGAUUUGGAAUCGAUCGAUGCCGACCUGGAUUCGCCCGAGCUGCGUGCCGCGAAAGAAAGAACCCGCGAUCUCAUCGAUAUCUGGAUAUUCGAGGAGUUUGAACCGAUCGCUUCGAAGACGCCGGGAGUUUAGGAAGUAAGCGAGUUAGGUUAGGUUUUUUUUGUGAUGAAAUAAAAAUGGGAAAAAUUUUCGGAAGCAGAUUGCACAUUCAA
Messenger RNA from Wyeomyia smithii (pitcher-plant mosquito), 1606 nucleotides. Its product is annotated as putative serine protease K12H4.7. The coding region runs from base 111 to 1526 and encodes 471 amino acids. The record is from RefSeq and is a predicted model, not a curated record. NCBI's taxonomy places the organism in Eukaryota, Metazoa, Arthropoda, Insecta, Diptera, Culicidae. Gene Ontology annotation, biological process: proteolysis. The transcript has 2 exons. Gene Ontology annotation, molecular function: serine-type exopeptidase activity; dipeptidyl-peptidase activity.